AUGUCCAUCUUUCACAAAAGCAAGUUAACUGAUGGCAAUCAAGUUCAAACAGCCACUUCUGAUGUUCAAUCCACGCUAGAAAUCGAUGAACAUGAAGAGAAGAAGCUACUUAAAAAGGUCGAUGCUCGCUUGAUUCCUACUGUUUUCUUCAUGUAUUUGGUUUCUUACCUUGACAGAAGUAACAUAGGAAAUGCAUAUACGGGAGGAAUGGGAAAGGAAUUCAACAUGACAAGUCAAGACUAUUCGAUCGUUCUAUUGGUCUUCUUUAUCUCGUACGUUUUAUUCGAACCGAUUUCAAACGCAAUUCUUACCCGUGUUAGACCAAGUAUUUAUCUACCUUCUUUGAUGAUCUUAUGGGGCAUUCUUACAAUGUGCUUUGCCGCCGCUCAAUCCUGGCAAGCUAUUGCGGGCCUACGAUUCAUUUUGGGUAUCUUGGAAAGUUCAUUUGCUCCUGGUGUUUUGUUUUUAUUAUCCGCUUGGUAUAAACGUGGCGAAAUGGGUCGUCGAUAUAGUUUAUACUACACAGCAGUUGCGCUUUCAGGUAUAUUCGGUGGUUUGAUCGCUGGCGGAUUAAUCAAAGAAUUGGAUGGUGCCCGGGGUAUUCCUGGUUGGAAAUGGCUAUUCAUCGUUGAAGGUGCAAUUACUUGUUUUGUUUCAAUAAUUUCAAUUUUUACACUGCCAGACUUUCCUUCUACAACUCGUUGGUUAACAACUGCGGAACGUGCUUUGGCUAGCAAUCGUUUGAUCAAAGAUUCGGUUGGAGAUACCCAAGGCGGAGAUAAAAUUUCUCACAAAGAAGCAGCAAAGAUGACAUUUACUGAUUGGCGUGUUUGGUCAUUUGUUCUCACAUACAUGUGUACAACCGGCGCUCAAACCAUUCAAUACUUUAUCCCUGAACUGGUCAAAAGUAUGGGAUAUACUGGUUACGAUAUUCAGUAUUUCACUGCUCCCAUUUACACGGUCGCUUUCGUUUCUAUUCUCGCUUUUUGUUUCUCUUCGGAUUAUUUCAAAGAACGUGCUCUCCAUCUAGCAGCGGCCUCAGCACUAUCAGUCGUUUGUUUUGCUAUUUUGAUUGGUGUACUCAACAAUACAGCAAGAUAUGUUCUCCUUUGCUUUGGCGUUGCAGGUGUUUAUGCUGCUUGUCCUUUGGUCAGUAUUUAUGCAGCCAAUGCAAUCCCAUGGCCAAGUGAAAAACGUGCAAUUUCAUUAGCCGUGAUCAAUGCAUUGGGAAAUAGUGCUUCAAUUUAUGGUUCCUUCUUAUUCCCAGCAGGUGCAAAAGAUCAUAAUCGAACCGGUUUCGCUGUUACAAUGGCUUUCAUGGUCUUGGCUUUUGUUAUGGCUUUCUUCUUACGUUUCUUUUUGGCAAAAUAUCCUUAUCCUGAAUCUCAACAAACACCAGUCGCACAAGUCUACCCUGAUGAUGAGGCAAAUGCCGAUGGAACCGUACCCGUAAUGAAUAGAAGCGAAAAGUAG
This is a messenger RNA of Meira miltonrushii, 1473 nucleotides long. RefSeq names its product MFS general substrate transporter. Gene Ontology annotation, molecular function: transmembrane transporter activity. Gene Ontology annotation, biological process: transmembrane transport. Lineage: Eukaryota; Fungi; Basidiomycota; Exobasidiomycetes; Exobasidiales; Brachybasidiaceae. Gene Ontology annotation, cellular component: membrane. The coding region runs from base 1 to 1473 and encodes 490 amino acids. The transcript has a single exon. The record is from RefSeq and is a predicted model, not a curated record.